AUGCAGGUGCAUUGCUUGGCCCUCGGGCGCCACCUCGAGCUCGUCACCGAAGAGCUGCGCGCUAUCGCUGGGCUCUAUGGCGAGACCAACUUGCAAAUCCACGACGAGCCCUCGCUGCAAGCCCGCUUCUUCCGCGUCGACUUUAGCUCCGAGGCCAUGGCCAAAUGCAUCGUCGCCCGCUGCGUCUUGAUCCAAGCGGCGUACGAAGUCCUCGCGACCCAGGAGUCGGUCGUGGCGCUCGCGACGCAGCUUGAAGCGCAUUGCUUUGCGCGCCCACCCGCGACGACCGUCGACGUCAAGAUGCCAAAAAAGCGCCUGCGUGGCCCGAAAGACAAGCGCGCUGUGCUGGGCCGCCUCGCCUCGUUCGACGUCGAGAGCUUCGUAUCGGAGCAGUCGCUGCCAGCGUCCACCCAUCUCUGCGUUCUCAUCCAAGACGAUGGCCGCGCGCUAUUGAGUCGCCUCGUUGGCCACGGCCUCUCUCCGACCAGCGGCGGUCACGGCGGUCGCGUCGGCAGUGGCCUUGCUGCCAAUUACGCGCUGCACAAGCGGCCGUACACGGGUGUCACAACCAUGGACCCGGAACUCGCCCUCGUCAUGGCCAACCUCGCGCAGGUCCGUGCCGGCGACUGGGUCGUGGAUCCGUUCGCGGGCUCGGGCGGCAUCCUCCUCGCUUGCGCCCAUUUCGGCAUUGGGCUCGGCAUCGCCCACGACGUGAGCUUCCGGUCGCUCCAAGGCGACGGACCGGGUCGCGACAUGGCCGCCAACUUUGCUGAGUUUGCUUUCCCAUCGCCCGAGCGCUGCCUCCACGACGUUCGCCGCGACAUGUGGCGUCCCAAUCUCCACGUCGAUGCCAUCGUGUGCGACCCGCCGUACAACAUCCGCACGUUUGGCGCGGCUGGCGAAGACGUGCUCGAGAACCAGCUUCUCCAGCCGCUCAUUGCGCUGGCCGCGCGCCGCUUGGCCCCCCAAGGCCGCCUCGUCUGCUACGUGUGCGUGGCGGGCGACGCCGACCUCACCGCCUACCUCGAGAGCGCCCUUGCCAACACGACGCUGCGCCUCACUGCGACGAUCGCGCAGGUGGUGACUGGCAAGGACAAUGCACACUGGUCUCGCAGCCUCGUCGUCCUUCAACAGGCCGGGUCGCGGCCGCCGCUACCGCUGUCCACGACCGACACGACGCCGGCGACGAGCGAGUGGGCGGCGGCGCGCGAGCUCGAGUGGUGUGUCGCCCGGACGCGGCGUCCGUUUGAUGUGUGGCGCGCCGCGUGGGUCGGCGAUCUGCCGUCGCUCCAAGCGUUUGCUGCCGACGGCGGCGACGUGGACGUGCGCGAUGAGAAGGGCAAGACGCCGCUCUUCUUCGCCUGCGGCUACAACCAAUCGGCCGUGGUGGCGUUCUUGCUGGCGCAGCUAGCUGACCCAAACCGAUGCGAUAACGACGGCACGAGUCCGUUGUCGCAGGCGGCGCGGUUCGGCCACGUCCAUGUGCUGCAACAAUUGCUCGAUGCCGGCGCCGACCCGUGCGUCACGUCCAAGAAGCGCUGGUCGCCCGCGUACUUUGCAGCCUCCCACAACCAUAGCGAGGUGGUGAUGGCACUGUAUGCGCACGACGCCACGUCACUGCAUGUGCGUGGGCCAGGCGACCAAACGAUACUGCACCGCGCGGCCGAAUGUGGGCACCUCGAGCUUCUCCGAGCCGUCCUCGCGCUUGACCCGGCGCUGGCCACCGCGCGCGACUUCCACCAGCGCCACUUCGCCAUGGCGGCGGCCCGCGCCGGCCAUGCCGCGGUCGUUGAGGCGUUCGCGACGGACGAUCGAGACGCUUACGGCGAGACGUUGCUGCACGAAGCCGCUCGAUUUGGCCGCAUCGACGUCGCGUCCUUCCUCGUGGCCCAGCGUCCGUGGAUGGUCAGCGCAGUGAACGACGCCGGCGACGUCCCAUCGGACCUGUGCCACCACGAAAUCUUCCAAACCACAUAA
This is a messenger RNA of Saprolegnia parasitica CBS 223.65, 1977 nucleotides long. RefSeq lists its product as hypothetical. Bases 1 to 1977 code for a protein of 658 amino acids. Lineage: Eukaryota; Oomycota; Saprolegniomycetes; Saprolegniales; Saprolegniaceae. Gene Ontology annotation, molecular function: protein binding; nucleic acid binding. The transcript is spliced from 5 exons. Gene Ontology annotation, cellular component: cytoplasm. Gene Ontology annotation, biological process: methylation. The record is from RefSeq and is a predicted model, not a curated record.